GCUAUAUCCUCCAAAAUACCAGCUUCACUGAGAGUAGACAGGGAGAGAGACCAGACACCCCGGAGAAGUGUCAGGCUGGUAAAAUGUGAGAACACUCCGUCUUUCUCGCUUCAGCAAACGAGCGUGUCCGAAACUCUCCUCCCUUUUCCCGGAGGGGGGUUGAUGUGAACGCACAGGGCUGCGUUGGCUUCUCGUCACACGCUCGCCAAGACCUCGCACAUAUUCAAUCGUGACGGAUUCGUCCCUUCGCUCCACCACUCCUGUUUAAGAUUCCGCAGUUGACAAGACGGCGCCUUGCCCGCCCCGUCUCUCUCAUCAGACUUAUUUUGCGCCGAAAACGGGAUUCUGUCCGCUUUUCUUUAGGAUUCGACCAAGUUUUCCCUUCCGAGGAGUUUUACAAUGACAGCUACCAAGGAGCAGCCGAAUCAGAGACAGAAUCAACCGCAGCAGGAUGAGGACCUGGGUGGAGUGAGUCCUCCUCAGAGGAACUGGAAGGGGAUUGCCAUUGCUCUGCUGGUCAUACUGGUGGUCUGUUCCCUCAUCACUAUGUCUGUCAUCCUCCUCACACCAGCUGACAACCAAGCUGGAAGUGACACUAAACUGACUGUGGAGGAUUUGUUCAAACCCGAGUUCAAAGUCCAUGACCCGGAGGCCCAGUGGAUCAAUGACUCUGAAGUCAUCUACAGGAACAGUGACGGCCAUGUCAUCAAGUUCAACAUCCUCACAAACGAAACCGAGAUCGUCCUGACAAACAGCACAUUUAUUAACUUCAACGUGGCGAAGUAUGCAGUCUCCCCUGACCUGAAAUAUGUGCUCUUCGCAUAUGAUGUGAAACCGGUUUAUCGCCACUCCUACAUGGCCUCCUACAGCAUCUACAAUAUUCACACUCGGGAGGUUUGGGAGCUGGACCCUCCUGAGGUGGUUAACUCAGUUCUCCAGUAUGCUGCCUGGGGGGUGCAAGGCCAACAGCUGAUCUACAUAUUUGAAAACAACAUCUAUUACCAGUCGGAUGUCAAGAGUAACUCCCUUAGGCUAACAUCCUCGGGAAAAGACGGGGUCAUCUUCAAUGGAAUUGCUGACUGGCUCUAUGAAGAGGAGAUCCUCCAGACCCAUGUGGCUCACUGGUGGUCUCCUGAUGGAGAGAGGUUGGCCUUCCUGGUUCUCAAUGACACUUUGGUGCCCAACAUGGCUUUACCUCGCUUCACUGGCAUGACAUACCCAAAAGGAAAGCAGUACCCCUACCCCAAGGCUGGUCAACCCAACCCAGCGGUGAAGCUCUAUGUAGUCAACCUUUACGGGCCGACGCACACGCUGGAGCUCAUGCCUCCAGAGACACUCAAGCUGCGGGAACAUUAUGUGACAAUGGUGAAGUGGAUCAGCAAGACCAAGACAUCUGUUAGAUGGUUAAACCGGGCCCAGAACAUUUCCAUCCUGACUGUGUGUGACACGACCACCGGAGCCUGUGUCACGAGGCAUGAAGAAAGCUCUGAGCUCUGGCUCUCCAAGCAGAAUCAGGAACCUGUGUUUUCCAAAGAUGGCAACAGAUUCUUCCUCACAGUGCCGGUCAAACAAGGAGGACGAGGAGAGUUUCAUCAUAUCGCCAUGUUCACUACACAGUUCAGAGCUGAUCAAAAUGAAGUCCGACAUCUAACAUCUGGAAACUGGGAGGUGACAAAGAUCAUUGCCUUUGAUGAGGACACCGAUAACCUUUAUUUUCUCAGCACCGAGGGUUCACCACGGAGACGGCAGCUUUUCAGUGUUAAAACUGUGGGCCUGUUCCCCCGACGGUGUUUAACAUGUGAACUGAAUAAAGCCCACUGUUUGUACUUCGACGCUGACAUCAGCCCCACGAACCAGCACAUUAUCCUUCACUGUAAAGGUCCUGGAGCACCUACUGUGAUCCUACACAGUCUGAAUAAUUCAAAUUACUACAUCCUUGAGAACAACUCUUUGCUGAAGGCAGCCUUGAAGUACAAAAGGAUCCAGCUGACAGACUUCAGAACCGUUCCAAUGGAACAUUUUGAUUUACCUUUGAAGAUCUCUUACCCACCAGACUUCUCUGAUUCCCGCCACUAUGGACUUCUGUUGGUCAUUGACGGUGCCCCUGGAGGUCAAUCUGUGAGUGACCGUUUCUCCCUCAGCUGGGACUCGGUCCUCGUCAGCUCUGACAACAUCAUCGUGGCCCGUCUGGACGGCCGGGGCGGCGGCUUCCAGGGUCAAAGGAUACUGCACGAAGUUCACCAGAGACUGGGAACUGUUGAUGUUCAGGACCAGAUUGCAGCAGUGGAAUACAUGAUGAAGUUUCCAUACAUUGACCGGACAAGGAUAGCAGUGUUUGGAAAGGGAUACGGAGCCUACAUAACAUUAAUGAUGAUGAAGUCUACUGACAGCCUGUUUAAAUGUGCGUGUGCAAUGUCACCAGUGACCGACUGGAAACUCUAUGCGUCAGCGUUCUCUGAACGAUACCUCGGCAUGCCAUUACGGGAUGACAGCAGAUAUCAGUUUUCCAGUGUGCUGCAGAAUGUUCAAGCUCUUAGGGAACAGACACUGAUGCUGGUGCAUGGCACAGCAGAUGCAAAUAUCCACUUCCAGCACACUGCUGAGCUCGUCAAGAACCUUGUGAAAGUUGGAGCAAACUACUCAAUGCAGAUCUACCCAGAUGAGGGACACUUCCUGUCUCAGCAGAGUCGUCAGCACCUCUACACCACACUGACCAGUUUCUACAGGGAGUGUCUGAAGGAGGAGUUGCUACCGCUACCUGAUGAAGAGGAAGAAGAGGAGGAGUAGGAACAUGUCUUUGGGAGUCAGACCUUUGGCAGAGCUUGAAGAAUUUUGCUGAAAUCCGUCAAGGCCUUUCGUGUUUGGACCAAGUGUUUCGCCAGAAAAGGACACUGGGGUAGAGCUGCUGAUGCUCCCAAAGUGUGUGUGUGUGUGUGUGUAUGUGUGUGUGUGUGAGCACUCCUGUGUGUGUGUCUGUGUAUGUAUAAAUGUGAUGAAAAAGAUAGCUAAAGGACACGACAAGUGACACUCGCAUUGCCGGGACUUGAGGCGCGAACUGCCGUCUAGCAUAAAGUCAUUUCAGUUUUGGGACGCUCAGUUUCUCGGCAAAGCACACUGAAGAUCUUCUGCAGGUUCUCCGAGCUGCAGUCAUUCACACUUAACAAAGUGCAUGGUUCUUUUUCCCCCCUCGCCUUUCAGCUUCACUCAUUCUUGCCAUGUCAGUCUCCUUUGUGGCACUGCGUCACUUUGGAAGACAAGAACACCGAUAUACACCUUUGAUCUCACCUCUCUUUCGGUUGUUGUAUCGUUGCACAAGGAAAUGCUCCAGUCAUCUGCAAAAAAGUUUAGUCACGCAAGUUCACUACAACCUGAGCAGAUCCUGAAUAAGUGCAAUUUCCUGCUGAAACCCUCUUCCAUCGCCCACCCUGAAUGGAAACAGUGUUUAGAGGUCACACUUUAUUGUACAGCGGUCUUGUGUAGACAUGUACAAUGCCUUAUGAGGUUCAACAUACUGUAAUAUUACUUGCUGGCAGUGGUAGUCAUCCAUUAGCAGUGUCAUGUUAACCUAUGUCAACUCAGGUCCUCGAGACACAGCGUUGCAGUCAGUUUAGAAACUCUUAAGUUUGGGAUGAAGAUAACAGGUUUAUAGGCCAUAUAGUAAUUUCAGUUUCAGGCCACACUGAAAAAGUUCUCCAUCUUAAUAUGUGAUUUGAACCCUUAAAUCAAGUUGCACAACUUUAAAAAGGUGUGAGAUCAUUUUCCAAUGCAUCUCCACCAGAGUAAGGAACCAUUUCACGUAUUUUUGGACACUAAAAGACAUUAAAAAAAAUGUGGGAAACAAUUCAAAGUGGCUAAACUAAGAUGGGGAAUUUUACAGUGUCAGUAAGGUGUUUGCAUGUCUACAGGGAAUGUGUCAAGUGUUGCCACAUUUUGUACAGUACAAUACAGCAGAGUGUGUACAUAAAUAUAUUUUUAAGAUGUCAGAUCUCAUAGAAAGUUUAGUCUAUGGGGAUGGAUUGAUUUGACCUGGACGUCUUGUACUUUCAUUUCUUUUCUGUUUUCUUUCAAGCUGUUGAUUUUCUUCUUAGGAUGGAUUUUGUAAUGCUUGUUCUCAUUCUUUUUGCUGUUUAAAAGGGCAGGGUUGAGGGUUGAGGUUUUGGGGUUAUUGUGAUUGUCCUCUAGUGAUGAUUAUAAAUAAUAAUAAUAAUAAUAAAAAAGGUAAAAAAAAAAAAAAAAAAAAAAAAAAACUAAACUAAAAAAAACAAACUUUGAGUUAUUCUGGUGUAUUGAACAUAAAUGACAGAGAACCAAAUCGGCUGCAUUCAUUUGCAGGACUGAGCACUUCGAUCUAAAGUUUCAUUUGUUUGUUACCUUGGCAGUCACAUUAAAGAGACCCAGUCAUCUGUCAUGGCCAAGGGCUACCUGCAUUAAUGAUUUAGCAGGCAAGAUCUUCUUAUUUAAAGUCAAACAUACUUGCAUCAACACUGAAUGUCUGUGUGCAUUAAUCACUGCCUGCACUUACAAGGCUGAAUGACCAAGCAGAUGUUAAUUCUUAAAUUUGUAGUAUCCAGAGUUAGGUGGUGUUUAUCAGCUUGUCUAAUAGCAAAAUGUGUAACAGCUAUGGUUGUUCAGAGCUCAAAACAAACUCUAAUGGUCGUUUUUUAAGCAGGAAUGCAUCAACAUGGCAACCUAGCCAGAUGGAAGAUGUUAUGAAAAGGUCUAUUUUAACACCAACUGUGAUCAGUAGGCGUUAAACAACAAACAAAUAUUUCUCUCCUCUGUGAAAGUCCUGUUAGUCAUCUCCUGAAGAUGACGCUCCUAAUGGAGACUUUGUUUUUCUUUCUUGUCUAACGAGAAAAAAAAAUCUUGAUAACCACAUGAUGUCAACGCAGAUCUAAAGAAGAUAAUAGGACAACCGAACAAAGUCAACUGACAGUUUUAGAUCUUUCAGUUCUCUCACAUCAAGCUCUAAUUAAACUUUUAACUCUUAUUAAAGUUACUGGUGACAUGGUUAUAUUUGGGCUAAGAUCUAUCUCUUUUUGUGGACUCUUCACCUGUUUGGUAAGCUUUGAAAGAAGAACUGCAAAUGCAUUUAUGACAUUUAAAAAAAAUUACAGUUUCUGGCUUCUUAAAUUGGACUUUCUAUGUUCUCCACGUGCUUUCUCCCACAGCCCAAACACAUGCUCAUUGGGUUAACUGGUGAUGCUAAAUUGACUGUAGGUGUAAAUGCGAUGGACUGGUAACCUGUCCAGGGUGUAGCAUGCCUUUUGGCCUAUGACAGCUGGGAUAUGCUUCAGCUCCCAAAUUGGAUAAGCAUUUAACAGCAGUGCUUGGUUGUGUGGAACUACAACGCAACAAGCCAGUAUUAUUCAAGUGCCGUUCCAAAGCCCGGAUAAAUCAGGAAGUUUGGAUCAGGAAGGGCAUUCAACAUGAAGUAUUUGCCAAAUCAAGAAUACAGAUCACAAAGAUCAGUCAAUGCUUUACUUUUAUUUAUAUGGAAGAAAUCACAACAACAUUUCACAAGGCGCUUUAUAUUACAAUAAUACAGAGAAAACCCCAAACAUCAAACGACCUCCCUCUGAGCAAGGACUUGGCGACAGUGGCAAGGAAAAACUUCCUGUUUAAAGACAAAGGAGGGGGUGCGGGUGUGUUUAAAGGCAGAGAGAGAAGACAUGCAGAGGGUUAGUGUGAGCAUUUUUAGCAUUUGGCUAAAACACCACCAAAGUCUAGGCCUAACCCUAAAUGAGUAACAGAAGUUAAACAUACACUGUGUAGAGGAGAAAAAAAGCCUUUUAUACAGAUUCACACAACAAUGCCCCACUUUUAAACAUCUCCAAACAAACAAUAAUACUGCUCUUAUCAGUCUGAAUGUUACUCUCCUCAAACAUUUUUUAACUUGAGAAAACAAUCUGAUCACAACAUCAGUUUGUUGUGUAUCUUUCCACCACGUAAUAUGAUGUUUUAAAAGUUCCCAAUGAAUAUCAAAUAUCAUUCCUUACUAGUAAUACUUUGAGAGGUGUGCUUAUUUGCUUAACAUUAUCACUGUUAGGUACUUUUGGCUUAAAGGUGAUUUGUGCCUAAAUCAGACUUAAUCCAGCUAGCAAAGAGCUGUUACAGAAGCUGCAAAUGAAACGGUGGAUCUCUGCAGGAUGUUGCGAUAUCUAUGUUGAUGAACUGUUACUUUAAAUUCUGAGUAAAUCUCCAAGAGUUUUACCUGCAAAGCCUUGUUCUCAUUUAGUAUUGGUCUCAUAUCUAAACAUCUCAGCUGAUGUUUAGAUAUAUCUGUUGCUUAAACACUGGGAAGCAUUGUUAUGGAUUCUGAUUGGAUGCGGCUAAUUGGUAAAUUUGUAAAACUGGUGCUUCUAAUGAACAUAUCUUUUUGGAAGCACCACUCUUCCUUUCUAAAGGCAAUACUCAGAGAGCCAGUUCCACCACAUUUCUUGAAAUUUUUCAGACUUUUUGACCUUCAUGCCUUAAAGUAAUGAUGGAUUCAUGUUUUUCUUUACUUAGUGUCAGCUGCUGUACUAACAUAGCACUGCUAAACCAUUCAACUAUGUCAGCAUAAUAUAACUGAUGAUAAUACAACUUAAAAGCUAAAAAAAAACCUUGAACUAUUAUGGAGAUGCCCUACUCAUCAGCUUUGAAUCUGCAUGCCAUUUGCUAUGCUUAGCACAUCCUGACAGCUCUGUAUAAGCCCCAGCUGCAAAAUUACCAUUGAUCCAGUCAUAUCACUCUGUAUCAAUGAAGCAAAGGGAAACAUUUCAGUGAUCUAUACUAUACGAAUUACAUUAGAGUGCCCUUGGAGCUUCAUAAAUAUUUGCACUGUCAGCACUUUUAAAUCAAAAUAAGCUAUUAAUGCAACACACAGAUCCAAAAAUGUCAAGUUUGUCAGUUUAUUUGAGCGUACAAAUGUUUCCAAGUAUACAAAUGUCAACUACAGAGGGCAAUAUAUAUAUAUGGUACAUGAGAUGCAGUUUGUCAGGCAAGUGUAGAAGUGUGAGCAGCACAGGGUUAUGGUCAACAAACAAUCAGUUUGCUACUCAAGGAAGGACACAGUAUUUGUUACAGGAGUUCUGCUGUGGCUAAAGCACACUGUACAGCAUAGACUGCUUAUCUUACACAUGAAGUUUCUCCAUUCUCCAGUUGAAUUUCUUUUCACAUUUUGGGGAUAUUAAACACUGUGUGGAACAGUAAAGGUUCAAGCUGGUCACAAACAUCUGAAAUUUAUUAAUCUAUUUCUAAAAACAUAGAUGAA
Molecule: messenger RNA, 7255 nt
Organism: Oreochromis niloticus (Nile tilapia)
Lineage: Eukaryota; Metazoa; Chordata; Actinopteri; Cichliformes; Cichlidae
Gene: dpp10
Product: dipeptidyl peptidase like 10
Exons: 26
Coding region: 400-2787 (795 amino acids)
Biological process (GO): proteolysis; regulation of potassium ion transmembrane transport
Cellular component (GO): plasma membrane; voltage-gated potassium channel complex
Molecular function (GO): potassium channel regulator activity; serine-type peptidase activity
Source: RefSeq, a predicted model, not a curated record